Molecule: messenger RNA, 1009 nt
Organism: Piliocolobus tephrosceles (Ugandan red Colobus)
Lineage: Eukaryota; Metazoa; Chordata; Mammalia; Primates; Cercopithecidae
Gene: LMNTD1
Product: lamin tail domain containing 1
Exons: 7
Coding region: 1-864 (287 amino acids)
Cellular component (GO): cytoplasm; nuclear envelope
Source: RefSeq, a predicted model, not a curated record
AUGCAUUGUUACUAUGGCUCCGUGUGCCAGAUCUCCGGGGCUGAGCAUAACAGAAGCUUAAGGACACUACAUGCAACAGCCAGCGAGAGCGGGAGACAUGGGUGUUUCCAGAGACCAGACCCACCAUAUUCUCUUGGAGACAUUGAAAUAGCUGAAGUGAAUGUCAAGGGUUUGUUCGUGAAGCUCAUUAACUCUUCCCUUGACAAAGAAAUGGCAAUUGGAGAUCAUAUUCUCCAGCAAAAUGUGAAUGGACAAACCAUUUCUUUGUACCGAUUCCUUCCAAACAUUGUAAUGCAUGCCAGUUCCACAGUAACAGUGUGGGCAGCAGCAUCUGAAGCAAAGCAUCAACCUCCAUCAGAUUUUCUUUGGAAGGAACAAGACAAGUUUAGAGCAAGUCCCGAUUGUAUAACAAUCCUGUGCAAACCGAACGGUCAAGCCGUUGCCUGGUACACCCCUAUCCACUGGAAGCAAGCAUGGGAAAAAUUAGAUACUGACAUUGAAUUCAACAGGUGUUCAGUAGUAUCUCCAACAUUCCGGAAGCAUAUGUUUCAGUGGACUGCAUCUACAACUACAAUAAAUAAAGAAAAACAAGAUCAACCUAAGGAAGAUAUCUCAAAUUAUCAGGUGGAACAAGCUCAAGUUUUUCUUAAGAGAGAGAAGGAAAUCCCACCAACCGUUUUCCCCAAUCGCAGCCCUUGGUGCCAGAAUCCUUAUGUCUCUGCACAUCCUUACUGUCCUCUGAUUGAACCACACAAUACAUCCACCACUGGAGGCAACUUGGAUAGACAGCCCAGGUCUCCAUCAACCAGACCUAAUCGAGCCUCAGGGACUAAGAAAAAGACAUCUGAGUCACAAAAGCAAUAAGCAGUCAACUCAACCUUUAAAGACUUUCAGGAUUAAGCAUUUCCUGGCAAGAAACAAAAGCAAAAUCAUCCCAUUGCCCAGUGGAUUUGGAUGAAAACUGGUAAUAAAAUCAGGUACAACACCAAAAGGAGACAUUGGAGAAGAA